Messenger RNA from Monodelphis domestica (gray short-tailed opossum), 2521 nucleotides. NCBI's taxonomy places the organism in Eukaryota, Metazoa, Chordata, Mammalia, Didelphimorphia, Didelphidae. The record is from RefSeq and is a predicted model, not a curated record.
UAUGCUGAAAGGGCUAUAAAACAGUACAUAGGCUGUGACCCAACAAUACAAUUACUAGGUUUAUAUCCCAAAGAGAUUAAAAAAAAAUAGAAGGACCUUUAUGUACAAAAAUAUUUAAAGCGGUUCGUUUUAAGGGAACAAAGAUUUGGAAAGUGUGGAGAUAACCUUCAAUUAGGGAAUGGCUGAGUAAGUGACAAUAUAUGAUUAUAAUGGAAUACUAUUGUGCUAUAAAAAUGACAAGCAGAAGGAGCUUAGAAAAACCUGGAAACACUUAUACAAAUCAAAGCAGAGUAAAAUAAGCAAAACCAGAAGAACAUUGUACAGUGGCAGGACUACUUUACAGUGAACAACUAUGAAUAACAGCUAUUCUCAGCAAUACAAUGAUCCAAAACUAUCCCCAAGAUCUCAUAAUAAAAAAUGCCAUCUCCUUCCAGAGAAAAGGAACUGUCUGAAUCUGGACAAAAGCAAACUUUUUUCACUUUCUUAAUUUUUUUUUCUAUUUUGGUUUCCUUACACAAAAGCAUUAAUAUGGGGAAAUGUUUUACAUGAAUGCACAAAUAAAAUCCAUAUGAGAUUGCCUUCCAUCUCAAAAGAGGUAAGGAGUUGGCAGGGGAGGGAAGGAGAGAGGAGUCAAGACUCAAUAUUCUUUGGAAAGUGUAGGAAAUCAUUUUUACAUGUAAUUGGGGGAAUUAAAUUAAAAUUUUUAAAACUGAAAAGAACUACAGGGGAUACUCUAGUCUAAUUCACUAUUUGGGCUUUGAACACGCAUGCUUUAUUUAUCUAUGUCUUAUAUGUUGGUCUUAGUUUAUGCCUUGGUCUGAUCAACGAAGAAGGAAAAUAAUUGUUUAAAAAAAGGAAAACGACUUGGUGACUGAGCCCCGGUGAAUAUGACUUGGGAACGCAGCAGCAACUCCUCACGGUCACAACAUCCUCUGAUCCUCAUCCUAAUCCUAACCCUUUCUGCGACCCUCGCAGCAGCCUUGCCUCUCGGCAUCAUGCCGUUCUCCAGUAGCCACAUGCUGAAAUCCUGCUCUGCCGCUGAGGAGAAAAACCCUGACCUCCACUUGCACAACCAUAUAACUAAGGUGCUGACCCCAGAGCUCUAUGAAAAACUCCGGGAUAAAUUCACCCCCAGCGGUUUCACCCUGGAUGAUGCCAUCCAGAUUGGUGUGGACAACCCAGGGAACUCUUUCGUCAUAACUAUGGGCAGUGUGGCCGGAAAUGAAGAGAACUUUGAUGUGCUGCUCAAGGAGGGGUUUGAUCCAAUCAUCAAAGACCGACUUGGAGGCUACAAGCCUUCAGAUGAGCAUAAGAUGGAUCUCAAUGCUGAUGAUCUGCAGGAUGGUGAUGAUCUGGACCCGAAUUAUGUGCUGAUUUCGCCUGGUCGAACUGGUCGGAAUAUCCGAGGAUUCUGUCUACCACCCCAUUGUAGCCAAAGAGAGAGUUGUGCCAUAGAGAAGCUCUCUGGGGAAGAUCUGGCCAGCCUAGUGAGUGAGCUGAACACGGUGUAGGAUACCUUGAAGAACGUGGCUGAGCAGGAGCAGCAGCAGUUGUUCAAUGACCACUUUCCCUUUGACUAGCCUAUCUCCCCACUCCUCCUGGCUUGAUGAUGAAGAUGAUGAUAAUAAUGAUAUUGACCUCAAAAGUAAAAGUGUUAUUCUCUAACCUAUAGUUUUAAUGUUCAAGCAAAUCAUGAUAUUAAUGAAUGAUGAAACAUUUAUUGAAAUGCAAAAUCUAUCAAUACUUAAAGAGUUUUGAUAAACAUCAUUAAUGGUUUGAAUCCUGGGCAAAGUGAAUUAAGGUUUGAGAGUUUUCAAAAUAAUGCCCCAAAUGAUCUCCCAUUAAAUAUCUUUUCAGAGCUAAAUUAUAAUUUAGAAAUUUAGAUUGAAAUCACUCUCUUGUUUCAAAAUACUGUUUAAAAACUAAAUCUUUUUACAAAAAAAUUUGAUCUGAAACUCCUUGUCUUAUGAUCACCUUAUCUUUUUAUUGAGAAAAUAACUUACUAUUGUCUGUAAAGCUUCUUAGAACUUCCUUGAAAUGCUAGAUUGUAAGAUCUGGCCAGUUCUUGCUUGCAAAGUUAUAAAAUCCUGAAUUCUACAGUUUAAGGAACUCAAGACUUUCCCAGUCACAGUAGAAGAAUUUGUGAUUGAAGAUUAAAAUUGCAUUUGUGAAAUUUAGAUUUUUGCCUCCUCAAAGAUUUGUUAAUAACACAUUUUAUAAGCCCUCUAACAAUUAUCUCUCAAAAAAGCCCUUUUUAAUUACCUCUAACUUUCUUUUAUCAGUACCAUAAUGCUUGUUUUCCUCAUCUUAGGUGUGAUCAUUCUUUGGUUAAAUUUUUUAGAUCUCUGAUCAUCUUUUUUGGUUCAUAACUAUAUUCGAACUUUUAUUUAAAUUCUCUUUUAUUUCACUUUUAAUGUGUUGUCUGAUGUAAUUAAGAAAUAAGUUUUUCUGUUAAUUAUCUUUGGACUUGAGGGAUUUUGAAAAUAUAUUGUAUGCUACAAUGUAAUAAAGUCAUUUAAAC